Molecule: messenger RNA, 1648 nt
Organism: Effrenium voratum
Lineage: Eukaryota; Dinophyceae; Suessiales; Symbiodiniaceae
Source: the annotation of a GenBank genome assembly
ACCUAGCCUAGGUAUUUCGGCCAUGGCCCACAUGCCGUGGACUCCCGGCCUUUCUCGGCCGUUCCAUUCCACAUUUUUCGGCGCGACUGCGAGCAUAUCCCGGGCGCCUCAGAGAGCACCUGAUGCCAGAGUUGUGGUCGCAUCCCUGGCCGUUGUCAAGGCGUCCAGAUCACGCUCCUUAACCUGCUGCCGGUCAGCUCGGCGUGCUGAGAAAACGACCCACCUUUUGGUGGACGGAGACUGCCACAGCAUUGAUACCAUUCAGUCGGCAAUCGGCAGCUUGAAGCAGGAGCGAAAGGCUGUUUACACCACCUUGUUUGCUGCGCCGGAAAAGGUGCAAAAUACACAUUGGGCGCAGUUGUGUGAUACUCCUGGCGUUGAGUUUUGCGCAGUGCCACGUGCUGACCACCCAUCAAAGGAGGCAAAUGAUGAGGCGAUAAUCUCUAGAUUGCGCAGUUUGGCAGGGCAGCCAGAUAUCGCCGGCAUUGUUUUGUUAACAAUUGACACGGACUUCGUGGAGCCCCUUCUGGGUGCCAAGCAAUGUGGACAGCUGCUGGGAGCUUGCAUACCGGAGCGCCACUACAACGUAGUGAAGCGAUACCGACGGGCCGGCAUUUCUGUGCGCGAGCUGCCGCAGGGAGGAUCUGGGUCCAAGGUUCGAGCAGUUCUUCAUGAAGAUGGAACCGGCAGCGUUCGAAAAGCCGAGACUUAUUGUCCGGUCGAGAACGCGGCUGGUGCUGAGCUGGUGCGCGACAAACUCAGGUCUUUGGGUUUCGAUUGCUCAAAGGACGCGACAUCGAAGAACUUUCUCAUUCAAUCCGCCGCCAAGUUCUGGUACUCAAAUCAGUUAGGCCCCCUUACUGUGUAUCCUUUCCAACUGGCAACGCUAGCGGCGCAUGACCUGCUAGUGCAAAGCCGCCGCAGGGCUUCAUUCAAAGCAUCCCAGGGUGAACUAGCAUUUCUUUUGCCAGUAACUCCGAACCGGACUUCAAAGCUGCAGUAUGGGAGCUCGUUGGCGCGGGCAGUGUAUGAAGGCGGUGGCCCCUGUAUGCUGGAGGACGUUGAUUUGAUAGCACGCGCCUUGCGCAAACUGGGUUACGGAGAAGGCCGUCACCCUGCAGAACUGGCGGAGUCCAUGUUCAUUUUCGCCAACACCGGCAUAAACAAGAAGACGUUGCGGAAAAUGGGCCUGCUGCCCUGCCCUGACGAUCAAGAGUUCGAUGUCGCCAAGAAGCUCCGGGCAGCAUUCCUAUCUCAUGAGACGCACGGGAUGUGGCAGCUUGCGUCCGCAGAUAGUCACAACUUGCGGGGCCUUCUUCGAAAGGAAGGCUGCCUCCGCCUGUCAAAGCCUGGCGAUAAGGUCUCGGGUGAGGAGCUGAAAGAUGCAAUGCUGAGGUUCUCUGCGAAGCACCGCCUUCCGCGUAUGCGCACCCUGCAGGGCCUCGUCUGGCAAGUGCUGCGCCACGUGAACCGCAAGAACCCUGAAAAGACGGGCGAGGACUGCCCCCAGGAGCGCAUGCAGGGCGCAGCUGGGCAGAGCAAAAGAGGAAAGGGGGAUCUGGGCCCAAAGUUCGAGCAGUUCUUCAUGCAGAUGGGACUGGCAGCAUCCAUACAGAAGGCUGUCUACACUUGCAAGGGCCUGGCGUAG